UUAUCUCAGCAAUUGAUCCGCUUCUAUAAAAAAGCAGGGAUGGCAGACUCGGAGUGGAAACUUUUCUGUAGCACUGAUCCUUCAAACUAUCAACUGUCUUUUUUGUUCAUAUAGUUCACCAUCAAGUCUUCAGUUCGUCAUGGGAGUUGCCUACAGUGUUGGAGAGGCUGAACACCUCUUCACCCUCUUUGUGGAAUGGUCACCAGAAAUCAACACUAAAGUCAAAGAGACACGUAGCCAGCCUCGCUACCUCGUCAGAGAGAAACAUCAGAAAAGAUAUCUGAUAGUGGACAAAGGUGUCGCUCUGAUCAACAAGCUGCUCAGCAAACCAGUCAGAAAGACUAAAACUGAUGAAAACUUGGAGAUUGUCACAGUGAAGGGCUCCAAGCGUCGCCUUAGUCUGUGCAGCUCAGUGGAGUCUGAACCAGAGGAGCAGGAGUACCAGGAGGUCAAUGAUGUUCUCCCUGUCCUGAGCAGCCAGAGCCAGCUGUUAGAUGAUCACCACCUACAGAGACUUGCUGGUCACAUGCCAGCAAGGACCCAGGGCUAUCCGUGGCAUCUGGUCUACAGCACAGCCAUCCAUGGGAGCAGCUUGAAGACACUCUACAGGAAUAUGUCUGGUCUGGACAGUCCUGUGCUGCUGGUCAUCAAAGACAUGCACAAAAAGGUGUUUGGAGCUUUUUCAUCUGAUCCAUUCAGAGUCAGUAAAUACUGCUACGGCACUGGAGAGACCUUCCUCUUCAGCUUCAACCCCGACCUCCAGCUUUACAGGUGGAGUGGGGACAACUCCUACUUUGUGAGCGGCAACCUACAGUCUCUGGAGUUUGGUGGAGGAGGGGACGGCUUUGGCCUGUGGCUGGAUGCUGAUUUGUAUCAUGGUGCAAGCUUUUCCUGCCCUACCUUUCACAACGCACCUCUUUCUACACAUGAAGAUUUUAUCGUGCACGACGUUGAAGUCUGGACUGUGCAGAAAUGACUGAAAAUGCUUGAAAAAAGCAAAAAUAAAACAAAGCUUUCAUGAAUGGAUUUACAAGCUUUCAAGACUUCAUGGAAGAUAUGUGGUUCAGCCACUGCUUUUCCCUGAGACAGCAGUCACCAUCAUCUGUACAGCGGGGUCAGAUUAGCCCACGCUCAGUAUGAAGUCUACUGGACUGGCUCUCAGACCAGGUCUUUCUACUUGGUUUAACUUAAUCUGUAAAGGACGAGUAGAGACUUGAAAACCUGGAUCCAGGUUCCUGCUGAGUUGAAAUACCACCUGU
Molecule: messenger RNA, 1259 nt
Organism: Melanotaenia boesemani (Boeseman's rainbowfish)
Lineage: Eukaryota; Metazoa; Chordata; Actinopteri; Atheriniformes; Melanotaeniidae
Product: nuclear receptor coactivator 7-like
Exons: 7
Coding region: 140-976 (278 amino acids)
Biological process (GO): regulation of transcription by RNA polymerase II; response to oxidative stress
Cellular component (GO): nucleus
Source: RefSeq, a predicted model, not a curated record